Messenger RNA from Protopterus annectens (West African lungfish), 3462 nucleotides. It is a transcript of the gene ASTN1, whose product is annotated as astrotactin 1. Gene Ontology annotation, molecular function: protein binding. The transcript is spliced from 23 exons. Lineage: Eukaryota; Metazoa; Chordata; Ceratodontiformes; Protopteridae. The record is from RefSeq and is a predicted model, not a curated record. Bases 1 to 3462 code for a protein of 1153 amino acids. Gene Ontology annotation, biological process: neuron migration; neuron cell-cell adhesion.
AUGAUGAUGCAAGAUAAGUUGGAAAUUACAGGCAAUUCUGAAGACAUCCCUUUAGUUCGAUGGAGGCAGCAGUGGCUGGAAAACGGCACUUUACUUUUUCACAUCCACCACCAAGAUAGUAACCAGUAUAUAUCAGGUAUGGCUCCAACUAGCAAGCCACACAGCGAGUCAGCAGAGGAGGAGCUACGGAUUCUACAUAUUUCAGUCAUGGGUGGAAUGAUUGCUCUUCUUCUCUCCAUCUUGUGCCUUGUCAUGAUCCUUUAUACUCGAAGACGCUGGUGCAAACGUCGACGAGUCCCACAGCCACAGAAGAGUGCUAGUGCAGAGGCAGCAAAUGAGAUCCACUACAUUCCUUCAGUCCUCAUUGGUGGACAGAAUCGUGAAAGCAUGAGGAAUACCAGGGUACAAGGUACUGGAACACUAAGUAUUCGAGAGACACCAAUUCUGGAUGGAUAUGAGUAUGACUUGACAGACCUACGGCAACACCUCCAACGUGAGUGCAUGAAUGGUGGGGAGGACUUCACAAGUCAGAUGACUCGUACAUUGGACUCACUGCAAGGCUGCAAUGAUAAGUCAUCUAUGGACCUUACACCAGGAAAUGAUAACACAAAGCUUUCAUUGCUCAACAAGUACAAGGAAAAUAUUAUUGCCACAAGCCCGAUGGACUCCAACCACCAGCAGGCAACUCUUCUGCACCACAACUCCACUAGCAAUCAGCGAAAGCGAAUUACCAACAAGUCAAGGGCUGGAUCAGCAUUUCUUAACCCUGAGGUGGAUUCUGGGACUGAAGUAGACCAUGAACCUCAGCUGACCUUUUACACUGACCCAUCAAGAAGCAGACGGCGUAGCAGAGUCCCUGAUGUCCCCGAUACUUAUACGCUUGCUCCAAGGAAUACCAAUUAUUCUCUGCUCUGUUCCAGCCCCCACUCAGCUUCAGGUUCUCCACGUAGUCCUGUGAACAAGACAACACUUACUCUGAUCAGUGUCAUCAGCUGUUUGAUUGGUUUGGUCUUUUCUUCUCACAUGGGCUGCUCAUUAGUUGUCAGAGUCAUUCUCCAUGUACCAGAGCACCUCAUCGCUGAUGGAAGUCGAUUUAUACUCCUGCAAGGAAGUCAUCUGGAUGCUUCAGACUGGUUAAACCCUGCCCAGGUAACCUUGUUCUACCAGCAGAAUGCCAGUGGACCAUGGACAAUGGAAUUAUGUGGGAAACGUCUUCUUGACCCCUGUGAGCAUGAAUGUGACCCUGAGACAGGUGAAUGCUUCUGCUUUGAGGGAUACAUGAGAGACCCAGUCCACAAACAUCUUUGCAGCAGAAACAAUUGGGGAUCUAAUCAUGGACCCUGGCCUUACACAAUCUUUCAGCGUGGAUUUGACUUGGUAAUGGGAGAACAACCAUCUGACAAAAUCUUCCGGUUUACUUAUACCUUGGCUGAGGGGAUGUGGUUGCCACUCAGCAAGAGUUUUGUUAUUCCUCCUGCUGAGCUUGCAAUUAAUCCAUCUGCUAAAUGCAAAACGGACAUGACAGUCAUGGAGGAUGCCGUGGAGGUCAGGGAAGAGCUGAUGAUGUCAUCUUCAUUUGACAGCUUGGAGGUCCUUUUGGAUUCAUUUGGACCUGUUCGAGACUGUUCAGUUAACAAUGGAGGCUGUAAUAAAAAUUUCCGUUGCAUUGCUGACCGAAAAUUAGAUUCCAGUGGUUGUGUGUGCCCUGAAGGACUCAGCCCCAUGAAAGAUGGCCUAGGUUGCUAUGAUCGACAUGUUGGCAUUGAUUGUUCUGAUGGAUUCAAUGGAGGAUGUGAACAGCUCUGUCUUCAGCAGAUGGUACCUUUAUCAGAGGAUCCUUCCAUUUAUAACAUCUUCAUGUUCUGUGGGUGCAUUGAGGACUACAAACUAGGGGCUGAUGGACGAUCUUGUCAGCUGGUUACAGAAUCAUGUGGCAAGGGCACAGCUUGUGUUGAGCCCACCGAGACUGUUAUGAACCAGACAUUAUUUGGAGAGAUAUUUUAUGGCUACAAUAACCACACUAAAAGACUGGCUCCUGGACAAGUGUUGAAGGGGACAUUUAGACAGAAGAAUUUUGCCAGAGGUCUAGAGCAACAGUUACCAGAUGGCAUGAUAGUAGCUUCUGUACCUGGUGAGAACCAGUGUCAAGAAGAGCUCUCAGAAUCCAUUCCAGAUCCAGAUUACUUAACAGGCAUGGUCAACUUUAGUGAAGUGUCUGGUUAUCCUAUGAUUCAAAGAUGGAAGCUUACAGCAAUCCUGUAUCAUGUCAGACUUAGCCAGACAGUUCUCUCUCAGUCAUUCAGUCAUGCAUUGCGCUCUUUGGAUGGGGCCACAUCUCGCAAUGAUUUUGGUGCCCUGCUAGAAGAAUUUGGAAAUCAUUAUAUACAGGAAGCAGUGUAUGGAUUCAAAGAAUCAUGUACUAUCUGGUAUCCCAACAAACAAGUUCAGAGGCAGCUUUUGAUGGAAUAUGAAGACAUCAGUAAAGGAAAUUCUCCUUCAGAUGAAUCAGAAGAAAAGGAGAGAGGACCAAGGGCCAUUACCUUUCCAGCUUACAUUGAUAGCUUGCUUGAAUCUGGGACAACACGCAUAGCAGCUGGAGUAAGAAUGCACUGUGAGAAUUUGGGACACUGCUACUCUUCCUGCCAACUUUGUCAUGUAUCAUCACUGGACAGGCAACCAGAACCUGUGCUUCUAGGGAUCACCAAGGCUGCUCCAAUUUAUGAACUGGUCACCAACAAUGAAACCAUAAAGUCCUUACAGGAGGCCAUGAGAAGCUCUAUUUGGUGCUCUGGGAAAGGAGAUGUCAUUGAAGACUGGUGUAGAUGUGAUUCUAGUGCCUUCGGCACAGAUGGCCUACCCAACUGUGCCCCUCUGCCUCAGCCUAUCUUACAGUUGUCUGCAGAGUAUGAGCCUAGCAGCAGCCUUGUCAUUUUGCAGUGGGAACACAGAGAGCCGACAGUAGGUGUGAAAAUCAUGGACUACCUCAUCAGCCAGGAGAAAGUCACAGAUCGGGUAGACCACUCCAAAGUGGAAACGGAGACUGUACUAAGUUUUGUUGAUGACAUCAUCUCAGGAGCCAAAUCCCCGUGUGUGGUGUUAAGCCAGGCCCCCAGUCAAGCAUCAGCUUCAAUCUCCCUCAUUAUGCGCUGCCUGGAGUCAGAUACCACUUACAUGUUUACACUGUGGGCGGUAGACAACAUGGGAAGACGUUCCAGGUCUAGUGAAGUAAUUGUGAAAACACCCUGUCCUGUUGUGGAUGAUGUCAAGGCACAAGAAAUAGCUGAAAAGAUAUAUAAUCUGUUUAAUGGUUACACAAGUGGCAAAGAGCAGCAGACAGCUUACAACACCCUGAUGGACCUUGGGUCAUCCAGUCUACACCGAGUCCUCUACCACUACAACCAGCGCUACCAGAACUUUGGGGAAUUCACCUGGCGGUGUGAGGACGAGCUAGGACCAAGGUGA